This is a messenger RNA of Scomber scombrus (Atlantic mackerel), 3003 nucleotides long. RefSeq names its product WD repeat domain 24 (gene wdr24). The coding region runs from base 119 to 2488 and encodes 789 amino acids. Gene Ontology annotation, biological process: positive regulation of TOR signaling. The record is from RefSeq and is a predicted model, not a curated record. Lineage: Eukaryota; Metazoa; Chordata; Actinopteri; Scombriformes; Scombridae. Gene Ontology annotation, molecular function: protein binding. The transcript is spliced from 11 exons.
UCUUAAAGAUGUUUCAAGGCCCCCUCCACUCAGAAAAAGUUGGCUCUCAUGGGAGCACAUGAAGAGGACUCUGUGCUGCUGCAGACAUUGACGAGGUCAGCAGUUCUUCACCAGGAACAUGGAGAAGAUGUCACGGGUCACCACAGCUCUUGGCAGCAGUUCCAUCAGUGGCCGAACUAUGUUCUGCCACCUGGACGCUCCUGCCAAUGCCAUCAGCGUGUGCCGUGACGCCACGCAGGUGGUGGUGGCCGGCCGCAACAUCUUCAAGAUCUAUGCAUUGGAAGAGGAGCAGUUUGUGGAGAAGCUGAAUCUCCGUGUUGGCCGUAAACCCUCUCUCAACUUCAGCUGCGCAGAUGUCAUGUGGCACCAGAUGGAGGAGAACCUGCUGGCAACUGCUGCCACCAAUGGGGCGGUGGUCACCUGGAACCUGGGAAAGCCCUCUCGUAACAAGCAGGACCAGCUGUUUACUGAGCACAAACGAACCGUCAACAAGGUGUGCUUCCACCCCACAGAGGUUUACAUGCUGCUAAGUGGCUCACAGGAUGGCUUCAUGAAGUGCUUUGACCUGCGCAAGAAGGAGUCUGUCAGCACUUUUUCAGGUCAGUCAGAGAGUGUAAGGGACGUCCAGUUCAGCAUGAAGGAUUAUUUCACAUUUGCUGCAUCCUUUGAGAAUGGCAAUGUCCAGCUGUGGGACAUCAGACGACCAGACCGCUAUGAGAGGAUGUUCACUGCCCACACUGGGCCUGUAUUCUGCUGCGACUGGCACCCUGAUGACAGAGGAUGGUUGGCCACAGGAGGCCGCGAUAAGAUGGUGAAGGUGUGGGACAUGACAACAAACCGAGCCAAGGAGAUCUACUGUGUCCAGACCAUCGCCUCAGUUGCACGAGUAAAGUGGCGUCCAGAGAGGAAGUUCCAUUUGGCCACUUGCUCCAUGAUGGUGGAUCACAACAUCUAUGUGUGGGACGUCCGAAGACCUUUCAUUCCCUUCGCGACCUUUGAGGAACACAAAGAUGUGACCACCGGUAUUGUGUGGCGCCAUCAGCACGACCCUCAUUUUCUGCUUUCUGGUUCUAAAGACAGUACACUCUACCAGCAUAUGUUUAAGGAUGCCACUCGUCCCGUGGACAAGGCCAACCCCGAGGGUCUGUGCUUCGGACUGUUUGGCGACCUGGCCUUUGCAGCCAAGGAGAGUCUGAUCAGCAGUGACGUUAACAGAAAGCCUUAUCCUGGAGGCGACCGCCGCUACCCCAUCUUUUUCUUCAAGAAGCCCGAUCCGACAGAACAGUUUGCCCACGUGUCCAGUGCUCUCAGUGUCUUUGAGACAGACUUGGACAGUAACCGCAUGGACUGGUUCGUCAAGACAGCACAACUCUACCUCCUCAGCGGGAAGCCGUUUGCUGAGCUGUGUGAUCACAAUGCCAAGGUGGCACGUGAGCUCAAAAGACCUCAGGUUUCCACAACAUGGACCAUGCUGAGAAUCAUGUUCUCUGACCCAGCAAACCUCACGACACCCGGUCCUAACCACAACCUCAGUAAACUGGGUACUCUGCCUCUAAUGAACAGUUUCAGUAUGAAGGAAAUGGGCUCAGGGAUGGGCACAGAAAGCAGACUGGAGCGCAGUAAAGGUGAGAGCAGGCAGGAUAACAUCCACCUGGAGCCCGGGAACUCACACAUCAGCAAUAAUAAUGAAGAAAACGAGGAGACAGAGGGUAGUGAGGGACAGGCUGAGUAUAUGUUUGGCGAUGCAGAGUUAGAUGACGACGACCUCUACUCAAUGGAACACGAAAACCAAACAGAGGAGCAAGAGUACACGCUGCCCCAGGAGGCCUUCCAGCUGCGCCACGAGAUCAUGGAUAACCCAUCUGCUCCUGAGCACCUUCAGCAGGACAAGGCCGACUCCCCGCAUGUCAGCGGCAACGAGGCGGAAGUCACCUGCCUGACGCCCAUCGAGUCCUUCUCGCUCAUCUCCAUUUCCCAGCCGCUGUUCACCCCUCAUCUCCCCGCCAGCUUCUUUUGCCCCAUCGUGCGGGAGAUGCUGAGCUACUACGCCGAGCAGGGAGACGUACAGAUGGCCGUGUCUGUGCUCAUUGUCUUGGGGGACCGGAUCCGUAAAGAGAUUGAUGACCUCACUCAGGAGCACUGGUACAUGUCCUACAUAGACCUGCUGCAGCGAUUUGAGCUGUGGAACGUGUCCAACGAGGUCAUCAAGUUGAGUACGUGCAGCGCCAUCACCUGCCUGAAUCAGACGUCUACCACACUGCACAUCAACUGCAGCAAUUGCAAACGGCCAAUGAACAACAGGGGCUGGAUUUGUGACAGGUGCCACCAGUGUGCCAGUGUGUGUGCAGUGUGCCAUCACGUGGUAAAGGGACUGUUUGUGUGGUGUCAGGGCUGCAGCCAUGGCGGACAUCUGGAGCACAUAAUGAACUGGCUCAAGAGCAGCGCCCACUGCCCUGCCGGCUGCGGUCACCUGUGUGAAUACACCUGAGCCCAUCACAACCACUGUUCACACAGCUGCUCCUCUGCAGGGCCGGGAAUCAGUCGUCACGCCAGCCUGGAUCUCACACAUACAUAUCCAGACAAAUGAGCUGUCUUGAUCUCUCAGCUUGGGCUCGGAGGCUUUUGUCACAAUGGAAAGAAGAAGGAAACCUGUGUGUGUUUGUGCGUGCGCGCCAGAUGUGGGAUCAGUUCAAGAGGAAGAGGUUUAUAUGUGCUCUCCUGGACAGCCAUUCAAGAGCAAACACAAUCACAUAUUGGUGAAUUUGUACAUAAGCAGAUGAUCUGAAUUAAAAGUAUAUAACAAUAUUUUUUGUGAAGUCACACUUGCUGCUUUUUACAUGUUUUGAAAGCCCUCAGUGAAACCCUGAAGGUUGUACAAGAAGAACUGCUCAUCUUAAGUGGCUUGUUAAUGUUUGUACAUAACAAGGACUGUAGAUAAUGUUGAAAUAAUUUAUAUGGUUUGUAGCUCUCUGUUGAAGCAAAACAAUUAAAGCAAUACACAUU